Messenger RNA from Staurois parvus, 456 nucleotides. The record is from the annotation of a GenBank genome assembly. Lineage: Eukaryota; Metazoa; Chordata; Amphibia; Anura; Ranidae.
AUUUACUAUAUCUGGUCUCCCACAGUACACAGAACAUGGAAAUGUAAUUAUUUUAGUAAAUAUAAACUGCUAAAUACCUUUUUCCUUCUAUCAAUGUUCAGCAGGGCACUGGUUAAAGCUUGUAGGAGGGGUUUUCUUUCUGCUCCAGGAGGAUGCAAAACCCCUGACCUCUGUCUGGACAGUGCUGUUUGGCCCUGUGCUUAUCACAUGCGCUCUCCCAAGAAUAAAAAACCUCUCUUGCAAUACACACUAAAAUGAGCAUGUGCAGAAUGGCUGCGGAUUCAGCCUGUCUUAUCAGGAGAUAAGACGUGGACAUUUGAACAAGAGGAGGAGUAGAGAGGACGGAAUCAAAUGGCCUUUUUACACAAUGAAGAAGAUUAACCCCUUAGGUUCCACAGUGAGUAUAACAAGCAUGCUUUACUACAUAUACAGACUGAUUUAAUGUUGUGGGUUUAG